AUGACCGACAGCAGCGGUUCAGCGCCGAGGCAGAAGGAUGAAAAGGAAACUGUGAUAACCAGUGGGGAUGACGACAGCGACAAUGAGGUGUUCCACGAUGCCCGGUACCCCACCGAGGAAGAAGAAAGACUGCUGAAGGAGGCACAUGAGAUCAAAACAGAAGCAAAUCAGCUGUUCAUCGCGAAAUGUUACGACCAAGCGAUCUCCUGCUACGAUCGCGCUCUCUCGUCAUGCCCCAACUACCUUGACUACGACGUCGCCGUGUUGCGGAGUAACAUUGCUGCUUGUUAUCUCAAGUUGGAGGACUGGAAAGCGGUGGUGGACUCAGCAACCGCGUCCAUUGACCGUUUGGAUAAAUUCCUCCCACAUCUUUCUUGCGACAACACUGCCAACGACUCGAGCAAACCCUCAGCACCCGCAACCAGGACACAGGAAACUGACGGAGUGGUGGAGAUUCUGGGCGAAGACGAGGAAGCCGAGGAAAGACAACUGAAACAGUUAAAAGCGCAAGAUGAGCAGCGCACGAACGUGAACCGGAUCCGAAUCAAGGCUCUGAUGCGACGAGCCAAAGCGAAAUCUCAACUAGGCGGCUGGGCAAACUUGCAAGGUGCGUCGGAAGACUAUCAGGCCCUUGCAGGCAUGGAAGGUCUUCCUUUAGACGAUCGGCGAAUUGUACAGCAGGCUCUUCGGGUGCUGCCUGGGCGGAUCAACGAGGCCAAGGAGAAGGAGAUGGGAGAGAUGAUGUCGAAGAUGAAAGACUUGGGCAACGGACUUCUCAAGCCAUUUGGGCUUUCAACCGACAACUUCAAAUUUGUACAAGAUCCCAAGACGGGCGGUUACAGUAUGAACUUUCAAUCUUGA
Penicillium argentinense is the source of this 861-nucleotide messenger RNA. RefSeq lists its product as uncharacterized. The record is from RefSeq and is a predicted model, not a curated record. The transcript has 3 exons. Gene Ontology annotation, molecular function: protein binding. NCBI's taxonomy places the organism in Eukaryota, Fungi, Ascomycota, Eurotiomycetes, Eurotiales, Aspergillaceae. Bases 1 to 861 code for a protein of 286 amino acids.